Molecule: messenger RNA, 1155 nt
Organism: Coregonus clupeaformis (lake whitefish)
Lineage: Eukaryota; Metazoa; Chordata; Actinopteri; Salmoniformes; Salmonidae
Product: Golgi apparatus membrane protein TVP23 homolog B-like
Exons: 8
Coding region: 226-834 (202 amino acids)
Biological process (GO): vesicle-mediated transport; protein secretion
Cellular component (GO): Golgi membrane
Source: RefSeq, a predicted model, not a curated record
CAGUCAUUGGCGUAAACGUACUUCAAAGUCUGUUCAAGAACGUUUUGCAGAAACGUGUCGUUCAGCACAAACCGUUCUGCAACGUAGCAAACGUUCAAGCGAAUUGAACGCACCUCUGAUUUAAGGGUCGGUGUGGCCGCUAUACAUAUCGGUGGCGGAUUCCCUUACUUGGAGGUGAGACGCUUUGCAGAUGAUCAAGACGUCAUCCGGAAGUGAGUGUCAAAGAUGAGACUGGAUUCACAGGAGGCAGAUGCUCCACUCUUUGGUGACGACGAUGAUGAUGCCCCCACCGCCGUCAGACAGAAGAAAUCAGAAAUCAAGCAUCCCCUGGCCACGUUCUUCCACCUCUUCUUCCGCACCAGUGCCAUUCUAGUCUACCUACUGUGUGAAAUCCUGAGCAGUAGUUUCAUCGUCUGCAUGGUCACCAUCAUCCUCCUCCUUUCAUGUGACUUCUGGACAGUCAAGAAUGUGUCUGGCAGGUUGAUGGUCGGCCUCAGGUGGUGGAACCAGGUGGAUGAGGAUGGACAGAGUCACUGGGUGUUUGAGUCCAGACCAGCAACCAGUAGAAAAGUUCAGACCAACUCUCAAUCACGGAUCUUCUGGCUGGGUCUGAUUGUGUGUCCCGUCCUCUGGGGCAUCUUUGUGUUCAGUACUCUCUUCUCCUUCAAGUUUAAGUGGCUGGCAGUGGUGAUCAUGGGUGUGGCUUUGCAGUGGGCCAACCUGUACGGAUAUGUGCGAUGCAAAGUAGGCGGGAAGACCAACUUGAGGAGCAUGGCAACCAACUACCUUGGCAACCAGUUCUUCAAACCGGCAAUGGCCAAACAGGGACCCUAGAGGUGGACGUGCAGAGAGAAGAAACAUUAGCAUUGCUGCUAAUGUCAUAUUUUAUGUUAUCAAGAGGAUCUAGCCUUGCUUUAACUGAUGCGUAGGCUACUGUUAUUUUUCUUAAUUCCUGUUGGACAGGUGGAAGGAAUCUCUCUAUUCUGAGGGAACAGGGUUGUUUCCUACAGAGUCCUACAAACUGUGUAGUUUCAAACUAAGAUACUACUAGGUUUCUUUGUAUGUUGGUUUAAUUUGUUUUCCUGCUAACAGCCUUGUUAAUGAUUGAAAACUGCUGAUUGUAAUAUAAGACUUUUGUAAAUAUUAUAUUUACAU